This is a messenger RNA of Prinia subflava (tawny-flanked prinia), 7242 nucleotides long. It is a transcript of the gene BNC1, whose product is annotated as basonuclin zinc finger protein 1. The record is from RefSeq and is a predicted model, not a curated record. Lineage: Eukaryota; Metazoa; Chordata; Aves; Passeriformes; Cisticolidae. The coding region runs from base 1996 to 4947 and encodes 983 amino acids. The transcript has 5 exons. Gene Ontology annotation, biological process: regulation of transcription by RNA polymerase I. Gene Ontology annotation, cellular component: nucleus.
AUCUCUCCACACAUCUAAGUUUUAGUCACUUAUCAUUUUGAAGUCAAUUCAGAGCUUCUGGCAGUUUAUGUAAUCUUAAGCUACUCUUCUCACCUUUGUUGCAGAAUUCUCAAUCAUGUUGAGUCCUUUUUAGUUAACAUCAGUUCUUAUUUCAUUAAGAAGGAGAUACAAUUUUAGUAACAAGGUGUGCCUUUGGCUUUGAGUUAACAUCUUGAGAGCAGGUAGGUUUUGUACCCGUCACAGAUCAGAUGCUUUUAAAACACUGCUGUUAAGAAUCAGUUCAAGUAACAUGUUUUUGGCUGUGACUUCUUGGGCACUUUUUCCCACAGUUUACAAGGCCAGAAUUAAUUCAUGUGUCCUGUCCUGUGUCCCCAAGAGAGAAGUGCCUGGGGCAUCUUGCAGGGCCCAGAGGUGGCACUGGAGCCUCCACGUGGUGCUGUUUUGGGAAAUGGACCAAGUCACCCCUGGUGGCUGAUUCUUGCCACACUUGAGUGCUGUUUGCCAGAGGAUCUGGCAGACCAUUCUAGGAAACUACAUCCCCCUCUCUGUUUUUCCAUCUUGUUCAAUAGUUUGGCAGGAGAAAUAAGGUAUAGAGUGGCGAAACCUAAGGAUUUAGGAAAGCAUAUGCUUCCUGUCAUGCUCUGUAGGACCAGAUUCUGGGAUCAUGUUGGCUUUAUCCUGGUCUGAUUCCAAUUAUUGCCAUGCACUUAACAUUAACUAUACUCCAGCUAAAUGUGAAUUAGGUUCUCCUUAAGCCUUACACAUUUAUCUAGUGAAUAGUAAACAGGAUUAGUAGAAGACAACUAAUAAACCAACAAUAAUAAUAUGUUAGCUGUCUUCUCCCUGCAGCCAUCUUAUUUCCUGCUGCCUUUCCUAUGGGAUUACAGGUAUUCAUCAACAUCGUCAGAUACUGUCCUGGUAUGUUCCUACAGGGAUUCCCUCCGAGUUCACUGCAACUUGCUCACGUCUCUCUCUGGUUUACUACAGUAUAUUCCUGAGUUAGGAGAGUGCAAAGAAAUUAUCUACAGGAGUAAAAAGGAGAGGAGAGGUGUUUUGUCCUGAGGGGUUGUUUUGGUUUUUUAAAUAGGUGAGAAAGGACUAUGACAAAAAUCCUGCUCUAGCUCGUGAAUGCAAUCCAACACCUGAAUAACUAAAACCAGAUUUUGGCCCAAUUACUAGAAAGUAAUUCUUCUCCUGUCUUUAUGACCUGUACUGCUGUUAAUAGGAAGCUUCAACUUCAUAAAAAGGAAUAAAAUUCAGCCCUAACUCAAAACUCAGUUGAUAAGGGGAAAUGUUUUAACUUUAAAAAAUACACACCCCAUUCACUGAACCUUUGAGACCUGCAAAUGUUUAAAAAGAAAAAAAAAAAAAAAACAAACCUGCAGCAGCUGCAAUUUGAAAAACAACACCGACGCUAAAAAUAAGUAAUUUUUACUCUUAAGUACCUCAUAGCUUAUUUGCAGAUAGUUGUACACUCUGAGAAGAAGAAAAAAAAUUUGUAAUAGGCCCUAGGUCAGCUGCAUUGAUUUAAUGCAUUACUUAGGCUGCCAGAGCAGAGGUAGAAUCUCCUCGCACUGCAUUAGGAGCGCCUCAAGCCUCCGUGACUCCUUUUGAUCAAAUCUCUGUGAAAGAUGAGUGUCAUGCCCUCUUCAAGCCAGCUGUGAGGGGACUGCCCUGCGACUGGAGGAGCGCGCUGGAGCACAGCACUCCGGGGCAGCGAGGUGAGAGCUGGCUGCAGAGGUGAGAGGCAGACACAACUUCGUACUGUAGGUCUGGAGAACACCAAGGGGGAGGAUCUUAUUUCACUCCCCUGUGCACAGCCUGAGCAUACAUCAGACCUUGAGGUGCUCAGAGUCAGACAAGAGUAAAGAGGCGUGUGAUGGUUCUUCUGCCUUAGUACUUGUACAGGCAGGAGUGUUUCCAGUACUUCUUUGUACAACUCACUGAGGGAAUGGGAAACUGUUUUAUAGCUCUGGAAACAUAAGCACAGUAAGAAUGUCUGAGGCUAUCCGGUGCACUCUCGUGAACUGUAGUUGUCAGUGCUUCAAACCUGGAAAAAUAAAUCAGCGACAAUGUGACCAGUGCCGGCAUGGAUGGGUAGCACAUGCCCUGAGCAAACUAAGGAUUCCAAACCUCUACCCAUCAAGCCAAGUAGAAAUAGUUCAAUCCAAUGUUGUCUUUGAUAUCAGUAGCCUCAUGUUGUACGGAACCCAAGCCAUUCCCGUGCGCCUUAAAAUUCUGCUCGAUCGGCUUUUCAGUGUUCUGAAGCAGGAAGAGGUGAUACAGAUUCUCCAUGCUCUGGAUUGGACACUGCAGGAUUACAUACGUGGAUAUGUGCUACAGGAUGCUUCAGGAAAGGUGCUAGAUCACUGGAGCAUAAUGACCACUGAAGAAGAACUGGCUACUUUGCAGCAGUUUCUUCGCUUUGGAGAAACUAAGUCCAUUGUAGAGUUAAUGGCAAUUCAAGAGAAAGAGGGGCAGUCGAUCAUAAUACCACCACCAACUGCCAAUUUGGAUAUUAGGGCAUUCAUUGAGAGCUGCAACCCACACAGUCCUAAUUUUUCGGCUUCCUUGGACAAAAUGAGUCCCACCAACAUUCAUCCCUUUGAGAAUAUUGUAAAUAAUAUGGCUUUCAUGCUGCCGUUUCAGUUUUUCAGUCCAGUGCCUCCACCUUUGAUAGGUUCACCACCAGAAAGACAUUUGAUUGAGCAAGGUCAAGACCAUGGCAACGAAACCAAACAAGAUCUUCAGAUACCAUUUUCUGAAAGUAGUUUCUUAACUUCUAGUUCUGCACCAUUUCAAGUUGAAAAUGAGAGGAGCAUAAAUGGUCCAGAUGUCACUAAAACAGAGGAUGAUGCCCUUUUAAGUGAUUCCAGUUCACAUAAUACAGCAGCCAAGCUUGAAAUGACAGCACUAUCUCCAGAAAACAGAAUGAAAUCUGUUGAAAAAAAUGCUGGGCCAAGGAAAGGGCGUGUCUUCUGCACUGCAUGUGAAAAAACAUUUUAUGACAAAGGUACUUUGAAAAUACAUUACAAUGCUGUUCAUCUGAAGAUAAAGCACAAAUGCACCAUUGAGGGCUGCAAUAUGGUGUUCAGCUCACUGCGUAGUCGAAAUCGUCAUAGUGCAAAUCCUAACCCCAGACUCCACAUGCCAAUGAACAGAAAUAACAGGGAUAAAGAUCUAAGAAAUGGUUUGACCAUUGCUGGACCUGGAGAUAGUAAAAGGACAGAAUUUGCAAUUUUAACUCCGGAUAGCAGAACUAUUUCCAGCUAUGCCAGCUCCUGUACAGAUUCAAAAGGCCAGGCUGGAUUUUCCAGUAUUGGACAUAACGGUGUCCUCUUUCCAAACCUGAAGACAGUACAGCCUGUUCUUCCUUUUUACCGUAGCCCAGUCACACCGGCUGAGCUUGCCAACACUCCAGGUACUCUUCCUUCUCUGCCUCUUGUUUCUUCCUCAAUACCAGAGCAGCUUGUUUCCAAUGAAUUGCCAUUUGACAUGCUCCCCAAGAAGAAAUCUCGUAAGUCCAGUAUGCCCAUUAAGAUAGAGAAAGAAGCUGUUGAGACACCCCAUGAAAGUAGCGAUGUUGCCAGCUCUGAAGAUGAUUCACGUCUGCAGGGGGUAAGCGAUGGAGAGCUUGAGACCUGUGAGCAUAAGAUAGAGAAGCGGGUGACCGACAGGGUGGAAAAGCACCCCCAUUCAGGUAAUUCAUGGAAAUCUCUCUCUGGGGUAGAGGGCCCAAAGUAUUUUGAAUCUGUCUUUGCGCCAAAUAACAAAUACAUCGAGGAGAUCUCUGAGAAUGAAAUGCAACACUGUGAGAAAGAGGUUAAACCAGAAGAAAACCAACCAUUAAAAAUAGUUUCCCAUGAGAUUAUAUAUGAAGAUCCAAAACACCAGCACAGUGAUGUUAUAAAACCAAUGACUGAACCCCCCAUGUAUAUUAAAGAGCAGUCAAAGCACAGGAUUCCUAAAAAUGACUGCCCUGAAUUGCAACACCACUUGCUGACCGGGGGCUUUUUCAGCACUUUGUCAAACAGGGGUGCUGCCAUUCCUUGUUUUGAAGACUCUAAAGAUAUGGAUCAUGUCAGUCAACAUGCACUAGGGAUUCAGAAGGAAGAAAGCCGCUUUCAUUGCGACAUCUGUAAGAAGACUUUUAAAAACCCUUACAGUGUAAAAAUGCAUUUCAAAAAUGUACAUCUCAAAGAAAUGCAUAUUUGCACAGUUGAGGGCUGUAAUGCUGCUUUCCCUUCUCGUAGAAGUCGAGACAGACAUAGUUCAAACCUAAAUCUUCAUCAUAAGCUUCUGACUAAAGAUACACUGGAAUUCAACAACCAUUUCAAUGCAACAUACCUCUUGAAAGACAUGGCUAAGGAGUUCUGCCAAGAUGUCUCUUUAAAACAACACGUUGGACAUACUUCUGUAAUCUUCAAAGGGAUGAACAGAACAGGCACCUAUGUUUUUCCAAUGAGCAAAAUUGCAGAACCCUGUUCUGAGAGUUAUGGAUACGAUCCAUUAAAUGAUGGAGCUGUUCUGGAUCUAAGCACUACUUCCAGCGUUAAAUCUGAGAGCAGUGCUCAUUCUUCUUGGGAUUCUGAUGGAGGAAGUGAAAUAUGCACCAUGCCCUUGGAUGAUAGUGAUGAAAGCUGUGAAGGACCCAGCCUAAUGCCCAAUGAUGAACUCUACCAAGACUGUACUUUAAUUGAGAAAGCAAAUCAAAACUUCAUAAAUUUACCUUCCAGUUUGCCAAUAACUUGUCAUAUAUGUCAAAAAACAUACAGUAAUAAAGGAACUUUCAGGGCUCAUUACAAAACUGUGCAUCUCCGCCAGCUCCACAAAUGCAAAGUCCCAGGUUGCAACACAAUGUUUUCAUCUGUUCGCAGUCGGAACAGGCACAGUCAAAACCCCAAUCUGCACAAAAGUCUGGCUGGGUCACCAACUAGCUUACAGUAAGAUCAGACUGAUCUUAAUUUAUUUCUACUAAGAAUUAAUCAUUUCAAUUAAGGAAUGUGUUAACAUUAGUUUUAUUUAAGCUCAUUUGACUUCUAGCUCAACAACCACAGUCAAAUUCUUUUCUCCUGUGUGUGCUCUCCAGUUUCAGUUAGCAAAGCUUGGUGCUGUAGUUUUUGUGCAAUUGUUUGGUUUGAUGUUGAACAGCUAAAACUUCUGAAAGGAACAGAAAACAUCUUAGAAGUGGUGGAAAUAUGGAGACAUUAACUAAAAUGUUUCUGAUACUUGUGAAGUAGUACUUGCCACAGUAGGAGCUUCAAAUGAGAAUCAUCAUUGCUUAUGUUUACAUGUUAAAUGGGUUAUUGUGUUGUGUAAGAAAUGAGUAAUGGUUGGGGUGAGUUUCCUCUGGUUGAGCUGAGAAUUUGGAGGCUAUCAUUUCUUUCUUCUUAGUCUGAAGCUGACUUGCAGUAGUAGAACAGAAUAUAUGUAAUUAACUAUAUCCCAAAAUCUAAAAGAGAAAAUACAAAUUUGGGAAAGCUGCAUACAGUCCAAAUCUUCUGAAAAUCCUGCAGUCCUCACUGUUUAAGUUUGCAUUUCACUUCAGUAAAGAUUACAGUAUUUUGGUUUUUGUGGAAUUUAAUACCAUUUGCUUUGGAGCAAAAGGGGCUACUUAACUUGUUGGCAAAAUAGCCUGAAAAAAUCUGAGACAUUCUGGUAAAUUGUAGUGGUAGAAAAAAUAAAUAGGUUAAGCUAAAAUUUCUAAACUACAGCAAAUGCAUCCAUAAAAUAGGAGAGAAAAUAAGCCCUUCAAUUUAAAAUGCACUUUUUGAGUUCUACUUUCAGGAAGAGAAAAGUUUAAAAAUAAGGGAAAAAAAAAAAAAAGAGGAAAAAAUCCCAUGCCAAAUAUCCAAACUGCUUAGAAGUUUGAGGGUGCAAUUCUACGCCUCUGAGAGAAAGAGAUAAAAUGGAUGCAUUAGACAGAUACACCUUUUAUGAUGCAGCAUUUACUUUCUCUUACAGUGGGGGAUAAAAUGUGUCGAUUUCUGUAACAAUAGAAGAAUGGUUAUUCUCAUUCACUUCUCUUUUUUUAUAAGAACGUUGUUCAAUAUCUGUUGAAAUGUUUCGUAUCUUUGUAGUUGCCCCUGUAAUUAACAGUAUUCUGCAUUACGUUCUCUGCACUUAAGAAGACUGGCCUUGCAUUGUAUUUAAAAACACUUUAAUAUUUAAUUUGUAGUCACAUCAUAGAAAUGCUAUGCGUAUACUUGUGCCCUCUUUCAAUCACUUGCAAAGAGGAAAAGAAAUAAGAAAGCAAGUCUUACAGUCCCUUUUUUACUUUAUUCCACCAGUGGGAAUCUGUUGAUCAAUUCUAGUAUGCAAGCAUGACAUUGACAGCACAAUCUGUACAUAUUAUACCAAAGUGCUUACAGUAUUUGUGGUUUCUAGAACGAGUCUAGUUUUCCAGUAUAACUGGAUCUUAGUCUUUAUUCAUUUUUGUGACUGAAUAAAAAUAGACUAAAAUUCAGGAUUUCAAAUGUAUGUAGAAAGAAUAGUACAAUGCUAUUGCCAUAUGUCUUGAUGUUUAACUUAUUCUAAAAAAUCCUAUGGUAUUGUAACCAUUUCAUAUUGUAUAAAAGAAACAAUGUGGACUGAAUAUUUCACCAAUUCUUUUGAAAACUGGUUUGUGUGUGAGUAUGGGUUAUGCAAGGAAAAAACAUGACACAGUUGUAAAUGUUUAUGCUCACUAGAAAUGGUUUCCAUGCAUUGUGUAAAGUAAUCUUCUAUUUUUUUAAUUUACUGUAGGUUUAUGUGAUAUUUAAAAUAAUCCAUUUGUGCUUGAAGCCGUCAGGAAAAAAUACUAGUGUGCAGAAAAUUGUGCCAUUGCUUUGAGGUUUUGUGUUCUGGGGGAAUUGGUGUUUUGGUUUUUUGGGGGGAGUAGGGUGGUGUUUUUUUGUUGAGAUUUUUUAUUGGUUUUUUCUUUGGAUUUUUAAUAGAAACUCCUAUCAGUGGGGGUUAUAGUUUAAAAGCUAAGGGCACAAUCACAGGAGACGCAAUUGCUCCAAGCCUUUUGAUAGUAUAAAUCAAUUAUUUGUUAUCCAGCUAUUUCAAGCUCUUUUUUUUUAUACAUAUAUAUAUAAAUAUAAACCUCUUUGUUUAAUCAUUAACUGUUUUUUUGAAACAAAAUGUGAUGUAAACAAAUGUUGUCAUGCCCAUUUAUUUCGUUUUCACUGUGUCAAAAAAAAAAGAAACACAUUUGUAUACCCUAAUAAUUUUGUAUGUGUUAAUAAAAACUAAUAAUAA